Messenger RNA from Saccoglossus kowalevskii, 2834 nucleotides. RefSeq lists its product as uncharacterized. The record is from RefSeq and is a predicted model, not a curated record. Gene Ontology annotation, cellular component: centrosome. NCBI's taxonomy places the organism in Eukaryota, Metazoa, Hemichordata, Enteropneusta, Harrimaniidae.
CUGCCAUUGUGGAAUUAGCGUGGUGUGUUGGCUGUGAACACAUCGUAGCCCGCCGCUACAAAUAAGCACCCACACACAACGAGGGUAUAGCGAUCCUGGCUAUGUAGCGUUCUGUCUCUGGGGUACAAGUUCAACAAAACAUGGCAGCCACAGACUCUCUAUCACUGUCCCAUUUCUACCGAGACACGACGGGCCUCGAUUCCUUAUCAAGGAAUUACCAGUCUAGUGAACUUUUUACACCGUAUUCACUACCGCAACGACCCACAGUGUCGGAACUCAGAUACCUACAUUACCGUAACGCCUUGGAGAGAGUUCCUCGAUUGCCGUGGGGAACACACCGUGAGUAUGGAGGAAUCCAGUCUGUCAACUUACCCGACGACCAUAGACCAAAGAGUGAGCCGCCCGCAGUGGUGGAAAAGGGACAUCGUCAUUUUGGCACAGGGGCUGAUCCGUUUCCAAGAGGAGUUCCAGUCAACCAAUAUUAUGACUUAACUUCAUUGAAACGAAGUAACAUCAGAAGUAACGAUGAACUGGUUCCAAGACCAGAGUCCAUUGACAUGACGAAAUUGAAGAUUAAUCUUCCCUUCCCUGCUGAACACCCGUACGCAUCGCAUCAGCCAAAGUUUGCCCUAUUUCCUACUUACGGUAGUAAUCCGGAUGAUCCAAAUACCGGAACAGCUGCACAAUAUAUCCAACCAUUACAUCAUUCGCAGCCAGCCGCUCCGUAUGAUGUAAAAGUGGAAGAGAAGGUCAAAGGUCAUGCGUUAAGAAGGGAAAGUCAGGUCAUACCACCAGAAUCUCACAAGAAAGCCCUCUCAUGGCCGGGAGAUAAUUUCUAUCAGCUUGCGAGGUCAACAUCUGGCGGACGUCAACAGUAUUACCCAACUCCACCAAAGAUGGUAUUACCAAAUCACAAUGCUCGUUCCCUUGACAACACACUAAGUCCACAAUCUGCUAAUACUCUGCGCAACGUUGAACGUUCACAAUGGGUCACGACGUAUCAAAAUAAUUUCACUGGAUUCGGUCCCGCUAAUGCCUUGCAAUUGGAUAAUUAUGCUGAUAAGAAAACAACAGAACUUGUAUAUGGCGUUGAAGAUACAACAUUGCGUCCAAGGUCUUAUAACACCUUUUUACCACCCCGUCCAUUGGAAGGUCGGAUAUCUCGUAUGAUUGGUCCUGCUACGGCUGUUAGAUGUGUUAUUAAAGAUGGAAGAAUUGAAUAUGUGCCAUUUACGCCUAAAGUUGAUAUUGAAAUGGAUAAGGUGAGAGAGCAUCCCAAUCUACCGUCAGAGACACACGACUCUUUUCAAGACCCAAAAACACAGCAAUGGAAGAAAUUAGAAAAUGAACAGACGUCAUCUACUGCUCUCAAAAAACUUGAAGAAAAGAAGGAAGAAACUCCACAAUUAUUUGUUCCAGAAAAAGAAAAAGAAAUGUCCAUGGAUGAUUGGAAGAAAGAAUUGGAAGAAUGGCAAAAGAACAGAUUUGAAGAUAUUACCCUAAAUACCAGAUGGAAACAGGCAGAGAAGCAGCAACACCAUGAUGAUUUAUCGUUACUAAGACGCAAAGUCAGUCAUCAAAUGCCGAUUAUGCAACCACCAGUAUAUUACGAUACUUUACAUAAAGUCCAUACGUGUAGAGCACCCUUUUAUUAUGACGGCACGAAUCCAUACGAACUUGAUGAUGUCACCCCGUGGGAGUAUCAUCUUACGAAAUCCCAUCUGGAACUUAAAGAACAAGAUGAAGAGGCCGUGAAAAAGCAUGCGGAAAAGUCACCAGCCACUCAAGUAUCGGAGAAAGACUGGGACAAAUACCAGUUUGCUGGAUCUACCGGUCAAAAUCCAAGUUUGAAAGAACCGAAGAAAUAUUCUAAUUUUCAGUUGUUGCAUGGGAGACCACGGCUGGAGAACAGCUUCACACAGAAACCACCUGGGCAGUCAGUGUACACGUAUGACUAUAAUCCAGAUUUGGUCAAAACUGUUACCACCGCAACAAAGGAUAAGUAUGAUUUACGUGACCUGCAUUCCAGUAUACCCAAACCGUUUCGCUCGCUGUCCCCUAUACAGAAGAACGGGAUGAAGAGCGUUCAAAUCUCAGACACCGUUAAAGUAGCAUCCGGAGGAAAUGGCCAACCAUUGAGCGUAAUCACUAGACCAGCAUCUGUCCCAAAUCUUAAAGAAUACCGUGGUAACGUUAGCUUUGCACCGCAGACAGAUAAGCACUGGUUCCCCGACUUGAAUCGUUCAGUGGACUUGGAUUACCUACCUCGUGAAACCGGGCAAACGACUCACCCAUCACUACAGUAUUCCCCGCCAGAUUGGGCCGAACAAGGCACGCCGCGUCCACAGUCAAAAUUAAUACCUUUACAAAACUCUUUCACAAGAACCGAUGCACAUAGAAAGUUCCAUUCUACAUUCCAAGAAAACAACCCCGAUUUACGUGAAAAUAUAACGGAAGGGAUGAAACAUGAUUUUCAAGGUGAAAAUGCCUAUCAUUGGCACUAGACAUGAUUGGACAGCGUAGCAUAGAAUAUUCAUACAGUGUGUCUCUUGGUUAGGACUGAUGUGCGUAAGUUUACAACAAUCUGCCUUUUCACUCACAGUGUUCCUUCACAUUUACUCUGUGUAUUAUCUAUACACCAUCCCUAAAUGAUAAUUUUUUUCAAAAGUUUUGAUAAAAAGAAAUCAAAUCAUGUCUAUUAUAAAAAUUGUAAUUAAUGAAUAGUUAAAAUUGAGAAAUUUUAAUGUAUCAAAUUUUAUGACUGAGAAUCGUGACAGGGAAAAGGCUGAAAAAACUGUAAAACUAUAAUUGAUACAUCACAUCUCCAAACUAAA